Messenger RNA from Cuscuta campestris, 762 nucleotides. NCBI's taxonomy places the organism in Eukaryota, Viridiplantae, Streptophyta, Magnoliopsida, Solanales, Convolvulaceae. The record is from the annotation of a GenBank genome assembly.
CAUGAUUUUGUUCAGUCCAAAAUGUUAGUCGUUACUUUGGAUCUAAAUGAUUGGAGAAGUAAGAAGUAAAGUAAAUCCCCUAAAUAGGAGUAAAACAUGUAUCAUAUCUUUAUAAUAGGAGCUCAAACUUAAACUCCUCAAAAUAGAAAUAGGACUAAUUAAAUAAGUAAUGGGUGAUGUAGAUGCUAAUGUUAUUCGAUCAAAUGAGGGAGCGAGAACUUGGUCGGCGGUGCAGCUUCUAUGGGUUGGAGACGGUGGUCUUUUACUGCCGCCCCGAUUCGGCCGUACUCCAGUAGGCUUUGCAAACACCAUAUCACUUGCCGGCGCAAGCUUACGCCCAUCGCCGCCGUCUUCAUCCAAACCCUUCGCCUCCCUAAGCACUUCCACUCAUUCUAUUGACAUGUAUAGCAAGUCAACUGUAGUAUGGCACUAGUGAUGGUUACAUGUCCUGGUGGUGUCGGUAGCAAAGAAGGAGACUUAGUGGUGUUGGCAAUGACAUGCGAAAUCAUCAACAAUAGCUAAUUGCACCACAGUGGGACACGAGAGAGCAAAGAUAGGGGUGUGUGUAUGUUGUUAGAGGUGAUAGAAGAGUAGCAGAGCACGACGACAUGACGGAAAGGGCCGUGGGGCAAGGAGUGCAGCAAAGCGUGGCGGCGUUGGCGGCAGGGGGAAAGAGCCGGCGGCGUUGACAUGUAAUAUUGCUCGGCGUUAGCAUAUUUUUGUAUGGUACUUCGUGUAUGUCAAUAACAUUUUACUCAUAUC